GAAAACUCUUGGGAUAGGAAAAACCUAUGUAUGCUCUAAAACAAAAGUGUAACUUUGUGGACAAACGGGACCUUUUGGAGGUAAAAGUAGUUCCGUCGGGGGGUCAUGACACCGGACGUCAGCCACCGGCGCGCAGUUCAGUUUGGCGGUUUGGAUCUGCAGCUGGACUGGGGCGGGAUGUGGUCCCGAAUGAACCGAGCGGCCGAGGAGUUUUACGCUCGUCUUUUGCAGGAAUUCAAUGAAGAAAAAGGAAUCUGUAAAGACCCAUUUAUCUUUGAGGCUGAUGUCCAAGUGCAAUUGAUUGGCAAAGGGCAACCAACCCCUUUGAAAAAUAUUCUAAAUGGAAAUGACAUAGUAUUCAUUGUGGAGAAAGUGACUUUAGAAAAGGAAGAAACAAGUCAUGUUGAAGAACUACAAUCUGAAGAAACUGCUAUUUCUGAUUUCUCUACUGGUGAGAAUGUUGGACCACUUGCUUUACCAGUUGGGAGAGCAAGGCAGUUAAUUGGACUUUACACUAUGGCUCACAAUCCUAAUAUGACCCAUUUGAAGAUUAAUCGGCCAGUUACUCCCCUUCCUCCUCUUUGGGUGAGGUGUGACAGUUCAGAUCCUGAAGGUACCUGUUGGCUGGGAGCUGAGCUUAUCACAACAAAUAGCAGCAUUACAGGAAUUGUCUUAUAUAUGGUCAGUUGUAAAGGUUUUAGGUUUAAUAUUAAAGUGGAAUUGGGAGAACCCAGAGGUCCUUUGAAUCAUCUUCACAGAGAACUGAAAUUUCUCAUUGUUUUGGCUGAUGGUUUGAGGACUGGUGUAACUGAGUGGCCUGAGCCUCUGGAAGCAAAAUCUGCUGUUGAACUUGUGCAGGAGUUUCUGAAUGACUUAAAUAAACUGGAUGGAUUUGGUGAUUCUACAAAAAAAGACACAGAGACAGUGAAGCAUGACAGUGCAGCCGUUGAUCGUUCCAUUGAGUGUCUUUUCACAGUGCGGGGUGAUCUCGACUUUGCUGAGCAGCUGUGGUUCAAAAUGAGCAGCAGUGUGAUUUCAUAUCAAGACCUGGUGAAGUGUUUUACAUUGAUCAUCCAGAAUCUGCGGCGUGGUGAGCUACAGCCGUGGCUCCAUAGUGGGAGUAACAGUUUAUUAAGUAAGCUCAUUCAUCAGUCUUAUCAUGGACGCAUGGACACAGUUUCUCUCAGUGGGACUAUUCCAGUUCAGAUGCUUUUGGAAAUUGGUUUGGACAAACUAAAGAAAGAUUAUAUCAGUUUUUUCAUAGGUCAGGAACUUGCAUCUUUGAAUCAUUUGGAAUAUUUCAUUUCUCCAUCAGUGGAUAUACAACAACAGGUUUAUCGUGUUCAAAAACUCCACCAUAUUCUAGAAAUAGUAGUCAGUUGCAUGCUUUUCAUUAAACCUCAACAUGAGCUCCUCUUUUCUUUAACACAAUCCUGCAUAAAAUAUUACAAACAAAAUCCUCUUGAUGAGCAACACAUUUUUCAGCUGCCAGUCAGACCAACUGCUGUAAAAAACUUGUAUCAAAAUGAGAAACCACAGAAGUGGAAAGUGGAAAUAAAUAGUGGUCAGAAAAAAGUGAAAACAAUUUGGCAACUGAGUGACAGUCCACCUGUAGACCAUCUGAAUUUCCACAAACCUGAUUUUCCUGAAUUAACAUUAAAUGGCAGCCUGGAAGAAAGGGUAUCCUUUACUAACACGGUUACCUGCAGCCAGGUGCAUUUCAAGUGAAGGGUGCUGAUGGAGUCUUCUGUAAGCCCAAACCCAAAACAAAAUAAAACCCAAAACCAGUAAUUAUCACAGAGCCUGAAAACAGAAAUGUAUAUAAACCUGCAAAACAGAAAGAGAAGGAAGAUCCUGAAGAUGUCCUAUGAGAGAAGAAUCUGCGAAAUGGGUAACCUCGUCUCAGCCCUGGCCCCGCAGGAGAAGCGUCAGGAGGACUGCAGCGAUGAGCACACAGAGGGUGCCGACUGUCGGUACCACGAUCUCCGUCACCAUCCGCAUGUGACUGAGUAAGGGCUCUGAGUGGGAGAGAACCACCCACACGUGAGAAUGACUCCAUCUUCAUGAAUACAGCCCCACCCUGAAAGCCUUAACUGUACUUGAAAAAGGGAAAAUGGCAUCAUCAAAGCGCUCCAGUUAAUCUCCUUUGCUAUGAAAGAGAGCCUAGUGAAUUAAGUAUAAAAAAUUAUGUGAGGGCUUUGUAGGAUAUUUCAGGAAAUACAGGAUAAAGAAUGCCUAGAUUUGCUUCCUCCAUGGGCACUGCAGUAAAAUCUAGCUGUCUGUCAGCGCCUGUGCUUAUUACCAUGAAUUAAUCUGAGAAUAUUAGCCACCAUAUCCCAUGGUUUCUAUAAUUUUCACUGGGCAAUUUGUGAAAGAAAAGGCCUUGGGAAACAUUUCCAACCUUUCAGAGAUGUUAUUGUGUAUCUUAGGUAUAGAAAUUUCUAUAUUGAAGUUUUGUAUGGUAAAAUUCUUGUAUAGUUAAUCAUCUUGAAGAUUUAAGUGAUAAGCAUAUUUUAUGUACAUGAAUAUAGUAGAGGACAUUUUUAUAAUACCUGCUUUUAGGUUUUGUGUCAGGUAUUCUGGUUAUUGAGGUAAUUAAAUAAGGGACAGGCCCUGCCCAUGGAAUUCAUAGACUCACGGUAAAUUUUACAUCAUGUCUCUAAUGUGAUAAAAUAAAGGUUUAUUAUAGUUUAUUGGCAUAUUCAUCAUUAUUACCUGGUUAUUUAGACGGAGGGGGUGUUGGCCUAUAAAAAUAGCUGAAUUGGUAGGAUUUGGUCUAGAACUCCACCACUGAUACCACAUUAAAGAUGAAUUUCUUAAAAAACAAAGUGUAUUUCUCUGACUGCCCUUAGAGAGAAAGACAAAACUCAAAGUAACAAAUUAUAUGUGUUGGCAUUUGAUAUGUAGGUGAAUCUUUGUUACUUUACAUCUUUGAGCCUCUUAGAUCCCAUUGCAUAAAAAUGAUGCCUUCUAUGAGGGUAGGGACCUUGUUUUGUUUAUUGCUAUAUCCCCACAGCUUAAAACACCCCCUGGCUAAUAGUGAGUGCUUAAUACUUGCUGAAUGAGCAAAUAUAAUAUCUCCUCAAGUAUUCUUUGACUUUUCUUCAUUCCAUUGGUAUAGUGGUUGAAUAUUCCCUUCCUUUCACAAAGCCCACGAUAACAAAAAUAGAUUAUAAAUUUACAGUAUGAAAGCUAGGAUGGAUAAAAUACUUCUCCUUAAUGGUUUUUAAAAUAGUACGGUAGAAAUUUGACAUUGCUUCAAAUUUUUUUUAAAAAUUCAUUUUAAAUUGGUUUUGGAAGAUUGAUUUCAGUUAGGCCCAAAUUUUGAGAUUUUUAUAAUGUCAUAUGUGUAAUUAUAUGGCUUAAUUAUCAAAGGGAACAAUUAAAAUACACUCACCUAUAGCAAGCAUCUGGUUGUUGAUAGAACAAGUUUCCAAGGCUUUGAGGUACCAGCUUUCCACCUAAUAAAAAUCCGCUUGUUAAAUAAUGUUGCUGUAGACUGAUUUUCUGUUGUGUGAAGUCAUUUUUGGAAUAAUGGGGGAUAAAAAAAUCUGCCUGUAGUUUAAAUUAGUUAAUAUUUAUUAAUACCUAUGUGCCUCCUUGUGAGGGAGUCAAAACAGUCUUUAUUCUUAAGGAGCUUGCAAUCUAGUGCUUUUCUAGUAAUGCAAGACUAGUUGAUGCCUGAUAGCUAUCACUUACCACUGCCAUUUAUAGUUCCACUGGGCUUACCCUAAAAGAAUGCUAAAGACAUUCUAAAUGAUGAUGUCUAUUCCCUGACAAAGAUAUCAACAUAGAUUGCUGACAGAAAAAUGUAUGGAUUAUUGAAGCUGUUUGGUAUGUUUUAAAGGAUUAUUAAGUGUGAUUAUUUUAAAUCUUAUUUUGGAACGAGUGCAUUUCAAUGACUGGUGGAAAAAAGUGAAAAUAAAAUGUUCAUUUUACAUUUGAUUUACUUUUCACAUAUGUGGAUGAACAGGCAGUAUUUGCAUUAAAACACACAU
Molecule: messenger RNA, 3998 nt
Organism: Manis javanica (Malayan pangolin)
Lineage: Eukaryota; Metazoa; Chordata; Mammalia; Pholidota; Manidae
Source: RefSeq, a predicted model, not a curated record